Molecule: messenger RNA, 4858 nt
Organism: Tricharina praecox
Lineage: Eukaryota; Fungi; Ascomycota; Pezizomycetes; Pezizales; Pyronemataceae
Exons: 4
Coding region: 199-4554 (1451 amino acids)
Biological process (GO): leading strand elongation; DNA replication; mitotic DNA replication initiation
Cellular component (GO): alpha DNA polymerase:primase complex
Molecular function (GO): DNA replication origin binding; DNA-directed DNA polymerase activity; purine nucleotide binding
Source: RefSeq, a predicted model, not a curated record
GCCAAAACGCGGGCUUGAUUGGUUAGGUGACCGACACGCGUAAAUUAUUUGAGCAGCGUGUCACGGAAACCACAACCCUUCCCUCAACACACCCUGUUCGUGCCUGCGAUCCAUACAUCUCACUACAACAUAACGCGACUCUCACCUUCUCCUUCUCACACACUCUCUCUUUUCAGCACACCACCAUCCAUACCUGCCAUGUCCAGUCGUCGCAAAGCAAACGCAAAAGUCGGCUUCGCGGAGCUCCGCCGAUUGCGCGAAGAAGGUAAGACGCGCCUGUCCACGUACGAGGUCGAGGAGGGCGAAAAGCUAUACGAAGAAGUCGACGAGGACGAAUACAAAAAGGUCGUGCGGAAACGGCUGGACGAGGAUGAUUUCGUUGUCGACGAUGGCGGCGAGGGGUAUGUCGACAAUGGCAUGGACGAUUGGGGGGAUGAGGGGAGGUACUAUUCUGACGAGGAAGGGGAGGAGGGUGAUGAGAAGUUGUCGAAGAAGGAAUUGAAGAGGAAGAGGGAGGAGGAGAAGGAACGACGGGAUCGGCAGGAGGGUGCCAUUACGAAAUACUUUCAUAAGUCUGGUGCCGCCUCGGCGAAGCCGAAGACCGUGAAGGCUACCGUACAGGACCAGGAGUUCUUGGAGGAUAUUUUGGGGGAGUUCGAUACCAGCGCGGGAAGGACGGGGCAACCGAUGAAGAAGGUUAAGACGGAGCUGGCGUCUUCGAGGAAGGUGCGGAAGUUGUCGCCGCCGAGGAAGGGGGCGAAGAGGUUCGCUAUGGCGGAUUUGGCGGCGGCAAUGCGAAGUUCCCCUCCGCUCGCCGCUGAUGUGGAUAACGAAUCGGAUUAUGGCGACGAUAUCACGUUCCCACUCACCGGAGGCGACGACGAUAUCUCGAUGAGCGAUGCGCCGGUCGCCCCGUCCUCACCCGCCGCGAAAGCCGCCCUAAGAAAGGCCCCAGACAAUCAGAACUUCGAAGACGAUGCCGACGACGACGAUGAGUUCUUGGUGGCUGAAAUCAAAGGCAAUAAGAAUAUACGUACCUCAAAAGUCAACAUCACUUCCUCUCGCCCCACGAAGCCUGCACUAGCUUCUACCAGCAUGCCCAAGAAAGCCGCCCAAAUAAUGGAUUCUUCAGCAUGGACAGAUGUCAGCGGAGGGUUGAAUGUCGUUCCGAGCUCGCCUGCCACGGACAGAGUGUCGGUUGGCAAGACGUCGUUACAAGACGCCGUCGAACCAGACGGGAGUAUUCGGAUGUUCUGGAUGGAUUACACCGAGGCUGCUGGAAAUCUGAUUCUCUUCGGAAAGGUGAAGGAUAAUCGUACUGGGAAAUACGUGAGUACAUUUUUGAAGGUUGAGGGAAUUAUGAGGAAUUUGUUCUUUUUGCCACGGGAACACAAGAUGCGCAAAAAGGUGGAAACAGACGAAGAGGUCCAGAUUGAGGACGUGCACCAGGAAAUCAGCGAUUUGAUGGAGAGGAACAGGAUCACUGGGUUCAAGUCGAAGCCUACCUCGAGAAAGUAUGCUUUUGAGCUGUCGAAUAUUCCCCGAGAAGGCGACUAUUUGAAAGUUCUGUACCCGUACACGAAGGACCCUUUGCCCAUGGAGUUGCAAGGCGAGACUUUUUCGACCGUUUUCGGAACGCACACUGCUCUAUUCGAGCAAUUUGUGCUCUGCAGGAACGUUAUGGGUCCGUGCUGGCUCAAAAUCGAUGGUGCUAGCUCAUCUAGUGUUCAAAAUGCAUCAUGGUGCAAACUUGAGAUGAGAGUCGAUAAACCACAACAGAUCACUCCCAUUGGAGAUGCCGACUCAUCGGAGGCGCCGCCCUUGACACUCAUGAGCAUUGCCCUACGAACGGUCCACAAUGUCAAACUCAACAAACAAGAGAUCAUUGCCAUCAGUGCCAGAAUCUACGAGAAUGUAUCUCUUGCCGAUGCCACCACAGAUAUCGAGAAGAUGCCACAUCAAGUAUUUACCGUUGCAAGACCGGUUGAAUCUCUCUUCCCAGCGGGAUUUGAAAAGCUUGCAGAGCAGCAUCCCGGAAACUUGAAGCUCGAGAAAACCGAAAACCUGCUUCUCUCGUCGUUCCUGGCAAAGCUGCAACAGGUAGAUCCGGACGUCUGCAUGGGACAUUCAUUGGACAAUGUGGACUGGCCUGUACUCCUGCAUAGGUUAAAGGACAAGAAUGUUCCACUCUGGAGCAGGGUGGGGCGCCUGAAGAGAUCUGCGUGGCCUAAAGGUGGAAAUUUUGCGGGCAGCUUCUUUAUGGAGCGUCAGAUGGCGGCUGGACGGUUGCUCUGUGAUCUCGCGAACGAUCUGGGGAAAUCGCUGAUGACCAAGUGCCAGUCGUGGAGCUUGACAGAAAUGUGCGAGCUUAUUCUUGGGAAGAAGCGGCAGGAACUCGACAAUGACGAGGCUCUCAAGAGUUGGGCUAGCACGGCGAAGGGAUACCUGGAUUACUUGACCCACUGCGAGGUCGACACACACUUCAUUGCAGCGGUCGCCCUCAAGAUUCAGAUGUUGCCUCUCACCAAGAUUUUGACCAACCUUGCUGGUAAUUCUUGGGCCAGGACGUUGAGUGGUACUAGAGCAGAACGGAAUGAAUAUAUUCUGCUUCACGAGUUCUACCGGAAUAAGUACAUCUGUCCGGAUAAAUUAUCUGGAAAACAGCUCGAUGCCAUGCGCAAAGCCGAAGAGGAAAACCCCGACGAUGACGACGAUGCCGCGGCUGGGGGCAAGAAGAAGGAUAAGUUCAAGGGUGGUCUUGUGUUUGAUCCCGAGAAAGGUCUAUACGACAAGCACAUCGUGGUUAUGGACUUCAAUUCUCUUUACCCUAGUAUCAUCCAGGAGUAUAACAUCUGCUUCACAACUGUGGAUAGGAGUUCUUCGGAUAGGGAUAAAGUCCCAGAUGUCCCAGAGGAACAAACUCUCGGAGUUCUUCCUCGCUUGAUUUCGAAAUUGGUCCAGAGGCGACGGCAAGUGAAGGGACUGAUGAAGGACAAGAACGCCACGUCUGUGCAAAAGACGCAAUGGGACAUCAAGCAACAAGCUCUGAAGCUCACCGCCAAUUCUAUGUACGGUUGUCUGGGUUAUACGCGAUCGAGAUUCUACGCCCGGCCGCUAGCCAUGCUCACCACCUUCAAAGGCCGUGAGAUUCUGCAGAGCACAAAGAAUCUAGCCGAGUCGAUGUCGCUGCAGGUUAUCUACGGUGACACCGAUUCUGUCAUGAUCAAUACACUUGCCGAUAACUACGCGGAUGCAAUCAAGAUCGGUAAUGACUUCAAGAAACAGGUCAAUGAGCGCUACCGGCUGCUCGAGAUCGAUAUCGAUAACGUAUUCCAACGGUUGCUAUUACAUGCUAAAAAGAAGUACGCGGCAAUAAACUGUAUCCUGAUCAACGGAAAAUUGGACGUGAAGAUGGAGGUCAAGGGGUUGGAUAUGAGGCGAAGGGAGUACUGCCAGCUAUCGAAGGAGGCGUCCUCGAACAUCCUCAACGAAGUCUUUACGGGCGAAGAUACCGAGGUUGUAGUGGAAAAAAUACACGAUUACCUCCGAGACUUCGCCGAGAAGAUGCGGGCUGGUCAGUUUCCUCUGGUCAAGUAUACUAUCUAUACCCGGCUCGGAAAGGACCCGAAGGACUAUCCAAACGGCCAAACAAUGCCGCAAGUUCAGGUCGCCCUGAAGAAACGCGCCCGCGGUGAUGUUGUCAAGUCGGGCGAUGUCAUCUCCUAUAUCGUCACAGGCGACGGCGAUUCCCACGCAGCCGAGCGAGCGCAUGCCACACAGGACGUGAUCAAGCCCGACUCCGGCCUCAAGCCCGACGCAGAAUGGUACCUCGCCAAACAAAUCUUCCCACCAAUCGAGCGGUUAUGCGCACCAAUCGAAGGCACCGACUCCCUGCGGCUCGCCGAAUGUCUCGGCCUCGACCUCCGCAAAUAUCAGCUUUCAACCACCGCCCGCCAGGAAGACCGCGAGAUCCACCCACUCGAGUCCACAAUCCCGGACGAAGAGCGCUUCAAAGAAACCACCAAACUCUCGCUCCGUUGCCGCCACUGCAAACAGUCCUUCGACUUCGCCGGCCUCUCGCAGUGCAAUCCGCACGGGAUCGUCUGUGCCAACCCCACUUGCGGCAAAACUCUCGCCAUCCCCUCCGUCGUUGCGCAGAUAGAACAGCAGAUCCGCUCGGCGGUGGCCAAAUACUACGAUGCAUGGCUGGUCUGCGACCUCUGCGGAAAUCGCACGCGGCAGAUGAGUGUAUACGGCAAAUGUUGUCUCGGCCCACAUGGUCUGGCAAAAGGGUGUAAGGAAGGGAAGAUGGCGUACGAGUAUACGGACAAAAUGCUGUACAACCAGCUGCUGUACUUCCGUAGUUUGUUUGAUGUCGAUAAGGCGAAGACUAAAGCCAAGGGUGCUGAUAAAGAUACGAUCAACACACUGGCUAUACAGAAUCAGCAGCGUUUUGCGAUCGUUGGGGGGUGCGUCGGGAAGUAUCUGGACAAGUGUGGUCGCCAGUGGGUUAGCAUGCAGAACAUUUUUGGGUUUGCGGCUGUGACGGUGUAGGGUCUGGAGUUUUGGCAUUAGAUGGAUGGAACAGAUGAUUCCCUGGUUUGAUUUUGGGGGUUUCUUGCUUAAGGCGGACGUGUAAUUGCAUGUAUGAAUGAAUGAUGAACGGGGGGUUUUGGAUCAUGUGCAGUCACUCAAGUUUCAAAGGACAACGAAAAAAACCUUUUUUUAUUCCGCCUACAAUAUGCCCCUCCCCAACAUACACGAGCACCCAAUCCAAACCCGCAUGCAAGAAGAAAGAGAAAAAAAGAAUACCGAAAGAGAAGAAAAAUGGACGGAAAAAAAAACCAGACGGUAAGAA